Molecule: messenger RNA, 1248 nt
Organism: Recurvomyces mirabilis
Lineage: Eukaryota; Fungi; Ascomycota; Dothideomycetes; Mycosphaerellales; Teratosphaeriaceae
Exons: 4
Coding region: 1-1248 (415 amino acids)
Biological process (GO): NADPH regeneration
Cellular component (GO): cytoplasm
Molecular function (GO): oxidoreductase activity; nucleotide binding
Source: RefSeq, a predicted model, not a curated record
AUGGCCCCUCUCAAUGUCUGCAUGGUCGGGACGGGCGAGUACACCACUGGCUUCGUCGGUGGUGGUAUGUCAGGCUCCGACAAGAAGGUAGGAGUAGUUGGCUUGACAUUGUUCGAUCUACGGAAACGAGGCAGGGUUGGCAAGCUGUCCAUGGUGGGCACGUCUGGGAAUAAAUUUCCAGCCAUUCGCGACCACCUUCACAAGAACAUCACCCAGGCUUACAAUGGUCUCGAUACUUCCUUCGACUCGUUUCCCGGCAACGAAGAGCGAGAUCCGGAAGCUUACAAGAAGGCCAUCGAUGCCUUGUCGCCUGGAGACGCCAUCACAAUCUUCACUCCAGACCCAACGCACUACCCGAUAGCUCUCUAUGCCAUCCAACGAAAGAUCCAUGUCAUGAUCACAAAGCCAGCAGUCAAGACACUGAAGGAGCACCAGCAUCUGCUAGAAGAAAGUCGCAAGAACAAUGUCUUCGUUUAUAUAGAACAUCAUAAGCGCUUCGACCCGGCAUAUGCAGAUGCGAGGAAUAGAGCUGUUCGAGGCAAUCUAGGCGAAUUCAACUACUUCUAUAGCUACAUGAGUCAGCCCAAGAGUCAGCUAGAGACGUUCAAGGCAUGGGCGGGCAAGGAUAGCGAUAUCUCGUACUACCUCAACAGCCACCACAUCGAUGUUAAUGAGAGUAUGGUACCAGACUAUCGACCUACAAGGGUGACAGGAUCGGCGUCAAAAGGCAUUGCAACGGACUUGGGCUGCGUUGAGGAGACCGAGGACACCAUCUCGCUGCUUGUCGACUGGGAGAAGAAAGACGGUUCUGGCCGAAGAGCCACGGGCGUAUAUACUGCAUCUUGGACCGCUCCACAAAAAGCCGGUGUGCAUUCGAAUCAGUACUUCCACUAUAUGGCGUCGAAGGGUGAGGUCCGUGUCAAUCAGGCGAAGCGAGGUUAUGAUGUGACGGAGGACGAGAGCGGUCUGACGUGGUACAACCCUUUCUACAUGAAAUACGCUCCUGACGAAGAAGGCAACUUUGCUGGCCAAGGUGGCUAUGGCUACAUCAGCUUCGAGAAGUUUGUAGAUGGCUGCCAGGCUCUGAAGGACGGCCGGGCGACGAUCGAUGACCUGGACACGAGAGGCUUGCCCACACUCAAGAAUACCAUGGCCACAGGCGCAAUCUUGGAGGCUGGCCGAAUCAGUCUGGAUGAGCGAAGACAAGUUGACAUUGUUGAGAAGGAUGGCACGUGGAGUUUGCGGUGA